CAGGACCCACGCGGGCGGCUGGUGGCAGAGCUGUUGCUGCGGGCCGGCCCCGCCUGCAGCAUCCUCUGCCUGUGCUCCCGCGCCUUCGUCGAGGGUGCGGAGGGACCCGGAGCCCACCCGAGCCAGAUGGAGGGCCGGGUUUCUCAGCGCGGUGUGGGAAGUGCUGCUCGCGGGCGUCUGUCGUCGAGAUCGAAAAUUGUAUAAACUGGGAUUAAAAGGAUUUUAUGUCAAAGAUGACAAUGACAGUACAGGAGAUGAACAGCCAUCUGAGGAGAACCAUUGUCCCAAUGCAUCCACAUUGAAGGUGGAUACUAAUCAUGCUCUAGACCUGGAAGAAGUUGAACUAGACUCAGAGGCUGAGCUUAUGAAGAGCAUGGGAUUGCCUCUUCAGUUUGGUGGGCAGUCAGCCCACAGAGACAUUGUGGCAACAGAAAGUUAUAGAAAGAGAAGUAACAUGAAGAUUAUGAAAAAGAAAAAGAAGAAAAAAGAGUUACAGCAAAAACAUGAGCAUAAAAUGGGACAGGAAUGCCAGAAUCAAGUUUGUGGUGAUCAUAUCCAGUCCAUUUCUCAUGAUCUGGCCCUAACUACAGAGCAAUGUGAGAAAAGCAACAAACCUCACGUUGUAAGUGAAGGGAACUUUGAAAGUUCAGAAAGUCUUGCAAAUGAGACUUUACCCAGUGAACUUAAAGAAAAAUGGGAGAAGUACUGGAGUGAGUAUGGGGAGGGCCUUCUUUGGCAAAGUUGGUUGGAGAAGCAUCAAGAGAUCUCGUCGUCUGAGACCACCUCUGCCUCUGAGCCUUGGAAUAGUCCAGAUACAAGGGAAGAAUGGGAGCGGCAUUAUAGCGAACUGUACUGGUAUUACUGGGAACAGUUUCAGUACUGGACAAGUCAGGGAUGGACUACUGAGAGCUCACAUGGAGACAGUGUGAAAGCUGAUGGGAUUACCCAGGAGACGGUAAUGGAUUUGAUUAGCCCAGGGACUGAACACAGUGAAGUGCUGAGCUUGGAGCUUUCUACCUCUAACACCAGAAUUGAGGAAACACUCCCUUCAAGUGCUGAUCCCCACAGUGAAAUAACCUCUGGGAUUUGUAAUUUAAACCUGAAUUUGGAGGAAGUGGAGCAAUGUAGCACAGCUUCCCACCAAGGUCCUCAAGAGCAUAAUUCACCUGACAGUGAAAGCCAGGAAGAGCCCUGUGAUGGAGGAACCAGGAAAAGGAGUGCAUCUUGUGAAAAUAAAAGUAUUAAGCAAUCAGGUUUGCAGGGGUCAUGUAGUUCAAACUCUAAUGACAAAGAACAGUUGCUGCAUUGUGACCGAGAUGAAGACGAGGAUGAAGAGCCUCCUGAAUGCAGGCAUGUCAAAGUCAAGAGAAGCCAUGAACUGGAUGUGGAUGAGAACCCAGUGGAAGAUCCUGAGAAAACCUGUUCUGCUUUGGGUUUUAAGUGCGGCACAGGACAAAAGUAUGGUGGAAUUCCCAAUUUCACCCACCGAAGCGUGCAGUACUUGGAGAAAAAAGCAAAACUCAAGUCCAAAUUCUUGGAUAUGCGUAAACCAAAGAAGAGCAAAAACACACACAUCUUCUUUACAGAGGAAUCUGAAAUGUCUUGCAAAAAAAAUAAAACUUUGAAGAAGGUGGAAAUGUUCCUAAAGCAGGUUAAUAAAUCCGGAGCGGAAGCCACAUCCCAGGCAGCCUCAACUCAGGGCAAAGCGGUGGCAAUGUCCAUGAGCAGCGACUCGGAGGAUCAGGAAGGCACUACUACUGCACAGACUGCAACGCUGAGCACUGAAAACCAAAAGCCACCGUCUUCCACUAUGUCCCCCAUGGAACCUGAAAGGGGUUGCCUUGAGGAGGAAGCACAGGAGGCGGCAGCAAGCACCUCCAGUGGCCAGGGUGCGGGAAGGCAGGAGAGGCGGCAGCUAGUCUCUCUGGAUAUUCCUGAUUAUCUCUGUGAAGAGACAGAGGACGUCAGCCAAGAUGUAGAUGAAAAAAAUAUCACAAAGAAGAAGGAGAAAAAAAGGAGAAGAAGGAACAAAAUUGCACUGGGAGCUAUGCCUGCCGAGAUUGCUGCUGAUCCGGAGCUCAUGAAGUACUGGGCACAACGCUACCGGCUGUUCUCUCGGUUUGAUGAGGGAAUUAAGCUGGACAGAGAGGGCUGGUUUUCUGUUACUCCUGAGAAAAUAGCUGAGCAUAUUGCCAUCCGGGUUAGUCAGUCAUUCAACUGCGAUAUCAUAGUGGAUGCAUUCUGUGGAGUUGGAGGAAAUGCUAUUCAGUUUGCAUUGACCUCAAAAAGAGUGAUUGCAAUUGAUAUUGAUCCUGAGAAGCUCAAUCUUGCACGCAACAAUGCCGAGGUAUAUGGCGUGGCGGAUCAGAUAGAAUUUGUGUGUGGAGACUUCAUGAUGCUGGCUGCUGACCUGAAAGCAGAUGUUGUGUUCCUCAGCCCACCCUGGGGGGGACCGGACUACGCCACGGCUGAAAUCUUCAAUAUCAAGACCAUGAUUUGCCCAGAUGGAUUUGAAAUUUUCAGGCUCUCCAAGAAGAUCACCAACAAUAUUGUGUACUUUCUACCUCGGAAUGCUGAUAUCGACCAGGUGGCUUCCUUAGCAGGACCAGGAGGCAAAGUUGAAAUAGAGCAAAAUUUUCUCAAUAACAAACUGAAGACAAUAACAGCUUAUUUUGGUGAUCUAAUAAGGCAUGACACCUUGUGAACCCAGCGUGGAUUCUUCCAAACCCAACCUUCCUGACUGCUGCUUUGCUUAAGCUUUUUGUACAGCUGGGUGGUCAAAAAUGACUUGGAGCUAUUUUCCACUUUAAUUUCUGUUUACAGAAAGUGUUCUGUUUAUUGCUACUGUCAAUAAAUGUUUUAUAAUAAUUUUGACAGAACUGAAAAUGUAAAGGAGCUGUGAAUAUGGGGGAGGGAGGCGGAGAAGAUCUCUGUUAAGGUGCAGUCUUGCGAGGUUCAGGUCCAGCCAGUUGAAGGGGAGUUCAGGAUUUCUUUGCAGCUCUCACAUGUGCUACUUCUGUACUUGCUCUGGUUUUGAGUGUUCAGAGGGCCAAAAGGAGUAUCCUGAAAGCUGUUGUGCAUCAAGAACUGCUGUCUGUGCUUGAGAAACAGAAGUAUCUGAACAUCAGGUGCAACUAGGUGGUCAAAUACACUGCCAGAGUUUAGCCCGUUCAGCUCUCUGGCUGCAUGCUCACUGGGAAACCUUUUCAGGUUUUUUUGUAGGAUGAAGGUCAACGUGUUUCUUACAGUGAGUACUCCAGGUUGUUGCAGCACAGGGGGAGAGCAGGGCAAGUUUGUGCAUAGUUCUACCUUCUGGUGUUCGUUAUUUGUUUUCCUCCUUCCCCAACCUUUUCAUUACGAAGAUGCUUUGAAGAAACCUAACUGGGGGUUUGUCUCAAUAUGCAGAGGGGUAUGCGUCCCUUCUCUUUUUGGGAACUUUUGUAUCCUUGCACAGGUUUCAGGUAGGGCAGGGGGAACCCGGCUCUCCCUGGUGAGGGCUUUCUGUUCCCACUUGGGGUUUUGCAAGGGGAAGAGUGGCUUUCGGGCCCUUCACCAAGUAUAAAAUAAGGCAAGUAAGAAGUGUCUAGGGCACCGAUAUGGUGCUCUCACUGAAAUGUGCUUUUGGAAAUACCGAGGAUCAAUUUUGAGCCUGGUUUUGAGGUAAUAGGGUAGGAAUACAGUUUCUAAGAUGCUAAAUUAACUGAAUGCUGCUCCUCUUCUGUUUGGAGCACAGCAGGACACUGAAAGCAGCAGAGCUAAGAAGUAAACCACUAACAGUGGUAGUGCCAGUCUCUGGACAAUAUUGGAAAGGAAUUGUAAAGGAAAGACAUUAUCAACUCUUCAGUAUUCCUUAGAAGUUUGCUGUUAGGAGGCAGGAGAAGGUGGUAGGAGUGCUAGUAUUACAGGAGGUCCAAGCCAACUGUAGCAGUGGCACGUGAAUAUAAUGAUGAUGUUCAAUUUUCACUACAAGCUACAAAAGCAAUCCCAAGGAAAAGUCAUUAGGACCGAUGAAGAAUAAAUUAAUCUAUACUGUGUAUGUCACAGUACUCCCUAUGCUAAAAUUUGAGUGUGUUUGGCUUAUUGCUGCUUACAGAAAUACUGUUGUCUUAUUCUUUGGUCUUAUUUUCCUCCCUAAAGUUAGGGAGUAGCUUUAGAAGCAUUUUGAGAUCUUGCUGAUUGUGUUCCUGGAAAAGGAAACUCUCUGGGGGAAAUACCAGUGAAUUUACUUUUACCUUCAGAAAAGUAGUCAAUUUUGCUCAGUGCCCAGUGUGCAGAAUAUGGAAGCUGGAAUAAGAGAUCAGAGGUACAAUAUUUACUGGUUUAAGGUUUACUUCCAGUAUAAGGAACUGACUGUUAAAAAGGAACAGUUUACUGAAAGUUUCUGCUGAGCUUUGCAAGCACAUGAAGCCCCAAAAGCAGAAUACUCUUCUUGGUGGCUGUUCUUUCUGUAACCGACAAAAAAACUUGGAAGUCAGAAUGUACUCUGCUGGGUUGUGAUAAAUACUUGGCUUAAGCUUCCCACUUGCACAGGACAGGUGAGGUUCGCCAGGGCUGUGAAUCAGUCUGUUUGUUAAGCCUAAAAUACAUCUAUGUGUAUUUUUCUUUGUUGUUAGUAAUUUCAACAAACGCUUCCUGGAGGACAGCUUCAUUUGUGAUACAAGUUUCUGUAAAACUUCGUUCUGCUUAUGUUGUAGGAAAAAAGUUAACACGGGCUGGGACAUAGUUAAAUUUCUGCACUUCUCAUGCCCUGAGUCUUAAUACCCUUUUGGGGCUCAAGUAGCAUUUUGUGUAUGAUAGUUUAGGCUACAAAGAAGUUACGUUACUCCUGUAAAAUAAAUACUCAUAGAGGUUUGGUCUUCUACCAAUUUUAAGCCACAAAGUAAGCUGUACCAAAAAAUGCAGAUUUGGGGUUUGGAAGUUAACUAAUAUUUGUACUAAAUGUAAUAAAUACAUACUGGUGUAUACUUUC
Neopsephotus bourkii (Bourke's parrot) is the source of this 4969-nucleotide messenger RNA. It is a transcript of the gene TGS1, whose product is annotated as trimethylguanosine synthase 1. Gene Ontology annotation, molecular function: RNA cap trimethylguanosine synthase activity. Gene Ontology annotation, cellular component: nucleus. Lineage: Eukaryota; Metazoa; Chordata; Aves; Psittaciformes; Psittacidae. The record is from RefSeq and is a predicted model, not a curated record. Gene Ontology annotation, biological process: 7-methylguanosine RNA capping; 7-methylguanosine cap hypermethylation. Bases 365 to 2704 code for a protein of 779 amino acids. The transcript has 14 exons.